Molecule: messenger RNA, 1631 nt
Organism: Aspergillus alliaceus
Lineage: Eukaryota; Fungi; Ascomycota; Eurotiomycetes; Eurotiales; Aspergillaceae
Exons: 4
Coding region: 590-1489 (299 amino acids)
Source: RefSeq, a predicted model, not a curated record
ACUUCUUGAUACCGGGCGUACCAACAUAAUUAGUUAAUCGGGCAAUGUAACGUAAGCAGCCGCACGUUUGGCCAGCCGCAAUCCGGUAGGAAUUGAUAGGUGAGAUCUUAUUGAAUUAGAACAGCUCGCCCCCACUUAUACGGGGUAGGGUAUUAACUGAGCAUAUUCAGUCCAAUAACAGAACUGCCCUUCUUGCCUCUUUGAAUGUCCUGCAUGGACCUGACGCACGAGACGUCAGGAAAGGCCGAGGCUUCAGCCAGCCACCAUCAUUAGUAAAUUGCCCAACGCAAAUCUGCCAAUAUACGAGGUGCUUCAGCCGCUUCGUGUAAUUUUGGUAAUGGAAAUACAAGCUACCCAAGAGACAAACAAACAAAUAGGAAGCAGAUCUCACGAUGAACGUUUUUAUCUGGUUGUCCAUUUUCCCACGCUUCUACCUCGGUCAUAUGUCGUCCUCCCCUCUGCCGGUCCUCCUCUUGCCUUGUGCUUUCAAUGACCCUUAAUAGUCGCAUAGGGUCAUCGAUUGCUUGCUUUCUUGCUUGCUUGCUACCCUAGCUAGCUUUCGUUCCCACUCCAUCCAUCCAUCUCCAAAAUGUCCAUCCGAGCUGUUCGGGAACCGGCCAACGCCAAAGUCGACAUCGUGUUUGUCCACGGCUUGCACGGCGACCAAGCACCGUGGACGUCCGAGGCCGAUGUCUUCUGGCCCGACAAGCUCCUCCCGGCUAAGAUACCCGACGCAUGCAUCCUGUCGUUCGAGUAUCAAGCGGCUCUCGGUUCUUUCUUUGGCGAGGACGACGAAAUCACGGACAUUUCCAACGACCUGAUCAACGAGCUGAUGGACCAUCGAACUGAGAAAGAAAAGGAAGAAAGACCGAUCAUUUUCGUCGCACAUUGUCUCGGUGGCGCGGUUUUGGAGAAUGCGCUGGUACGAGCCGCCGAACAUCCCAGGAAAAGAGAACUCAUCGGCUAUAUCCACGGUAUACUACUGCUAGGGACACCACAUUUCCAGAAAGGAUCGCUGGCAGCAGCCACAAGGUAUUUCCAAGUGGCUCAGGCGGAGAUCCCAAGUGAGUCGGACCUGAAAGACCGGUUAGACCGUCUCAGCGGUAUUCCCCAGUUGUUUGCCGGCCUCAAGCAAGCAGGCGCUGAGUUCGAGGUGGAGGGUUUCUAUGCCGGAGCCGGCACCAAGCUGGGCGGCGGCAAGGACGUGAAGAUCGUUGAUGAGGCGUUGGCCCGAGGCCCCGAAGCUCCUCCCCCUGAGCGGCUGGCGCGCAAUCAGCUACGGCUGAGCCAGUAUGAUAGCGAGGAUGACAAGGACUUCAAGAAGGUGUCUCGUAUUCUGACCCAGUGGGCGUCCAAGAUUGUUCUCCCGGAGGAGGAUAAGGGGGCAGCAAACGUGUCGAAUACAACAUUCUCAGGUUCCCACAAUUCUGGUUUGCAGCUGGGGCAGAAUGUAGGAACCCUCAAGGGAUUCAGCUUCGGAAGAAGUUAGUUGGUCGAUUAAUUGAUACUUCCAGAUUUGCCACUCGAGUGAUCUUUGAUUGCUAGGUAGCUAACCCCAUCUGCAGGGCCGCAGCAUAGAGUAAUAUAGAGAUUGUUUUUAUAUUGAAGGAAUAUGGGCAAGGUGAACCAAG